Lathyrus sativus (Indian pea) is the source of this 330-nucleotide messenger RNA. The record is from the annotation of a GenBank genome assembly. NCBI's taxonomy places the organism in Eukaryota, Viridiplantae, Streptophyta, Magnoliopsida, Fabales, Fabaceae.
AUGGCCAUUGCCAAGUUCUUUGCUUCUCUCAUCUUAGCUCUCAUUGCCAUUUCCAUGCUCCAAACAUUGGUUAUGGCUGGUAAUGACCAAGGAGGACAUCUCUAUGAUAACAAGAGCAAAUAUGGACCUGGCAGUCUUAAGAGCUACCAAUGCCCAUCACAAUGUUCGAGGAGAUGUGGACAGACGCAAUACCACAAGCCAUGCAUGUUUUUCUGUCAGAAGUGUUGCAAGAAAUGCUUGUGUGUACCACCAGGGUAUUAUGGUAAUAAAGCAGUGUGCCCUUGCUACAACAACUGGAAGACCCAACAAGGAGGACCAAAAUGCCCUUAA